GGCUCGCCCACUUAAAUGUCCCCCAAAAAUCUCGCCCUCUCUCUCCGUAAGCCCACCGUCGUCCAUCCAUUCAUAACUUUCUCAGGGGACCCAGAAGAAAGUGCAAAGAAAACCGCGCGCGGACAGACGGGCAGCAUCAUCAUCAACAGCGCGACGACGGGGAAGCGAGGCGACGCCGUGCUGCUUCUGACGGUGGUCGCUGUGUUGGUGCUGGGGCGUUGUUCUUCUCAUUUGGGGAUUUAGAUCCGACCCUCGUUGCGUCGGAUUUCUUGCAAGUUCUCCAACAUGGUUGCUCAGGAGUUCACUGUUGAUCUGAAUAAACCCCUCGUUUUCCAGGUUGGUCAUUUAGGUGAAUCUUAUCAGGAGUGGGUCCAUAAACCCAUUGUGAGCAAGGAAGGGCCUAGAUUUUUUGAAAGUGACUUUUGGGAGUUCUUGACCCGUACUCGAUGGUACGCAGUUCCUGUCAUUUGGCUUCCUGUAGUGUGCUGGUGCAUCUCUAUGUCUGUGCGUAUGGGCCACUCAGCUCUUGAGAUAGGUUUACUAGUGAGUAUGGGCAUCUUUGUCUGGACAUUUCUGGAGUACUCUUUGCACCGUUUCGUUUUCCAUAUAAAGACGGACAGUUAUUGGUGGAACACCGUACACUAUCUUAUUCAUGGAUGCCAUCACAAACAUCCUAUGGAUGGCCUGCGGCUUGUCUUUCCGCCAGCAGGAACAGCUGUUCUCUGUAUUCCUUUCUGGAACCUGGUCAAGCUCUUUUCUACGCCUUCUACCACUCCAGCAUUGUUUGGUGGCGGUUUGCUGGGUUAUGUGAUAUAUGACUGCACUCAUUACUACUUGCAUCAUGGACAGCCAUCCAAUAAAGUGCCACAGAAUCUCAAGAAAUAUCACUUGAACCACCAUUUCCGUGUACAAGACAAAGGCUUCGGGAUCACUUCAGCGCUGUGGGACAGAAUCUUUGGAACGCUUCCUCAAUCAAAAUUGGCAGAGAAAAAAAGAUAAAAGGCAGUGACGCCAUUCGCUAUUUGUUAAUUAAUAUCUAGCAAGUUUAGGGGCGGCUGAAAGAUAUAUCUUAGCCAAAAAAAAAAAAAAAAAAAAUUUCUUUCUUUCAUCUACCCAUUCAUUUGGUAAGAUAUUGCCCUAUUCUCUUCGUGCUUUCAAUCAUCAUGGGCGUGUCGUGUUUGUCCAUUCAGUGUUGUGAAGAGUUCUGUGCAUAUGGCUGUUCUAUCAUGUUCAAUCAAGAAAGUUUCCAGCAUUUAUCCGGAUGCAGUCUUGUUUUUCACAGAGCUAAUGCACAAUAUUGGUUUGGUUUUGCAUCUUUGGUGUAACCUUGUGAUUGCAAUUAUUGAAGAAUGGAUUUUGAAUUAGGUAA
Rhodamnia argentea is the source of this 1369-nucleotide messenger RNA. Its product is annotated as dihydroceramide fatty acyl 2-hydroxylase FAH1. Gene Ontology annotation, biological process: lipid biosynthetic process; fatty acid metabolic process. The record is from RefSeq and is a predicted model, not a curated record. Bases 286 to 999 code for a protein of 237 amino acids. NCBI's taxonomy places the organism in Eukaryota, Viridiplantae, Streptophyta, Magnoliopsida, Myrtales, Myrtaceae. The transcript has 7 exons. Gene Ontology annotation, cellular component: membrane; endoplasmic reticulum. Gene Ontology annotation, molecular function: iron ion binding; fatty acid 2-hydroxylase activity.